UUGAUAUCGCGACAUAACAAUCUAUCUCUGUGCUAGGACGGAAAAAGGGUGAAAACCAGGGCAGUUGACAGGUGGCUUCUAGCCGUUUCUGUGUUUUCUCAUUUUCCAUGUCCUUACUUUGGCAUGUUGGUCACUUACCUUCCUAUACCAACCAACUUUUGAAGUUGUAUAUUUACUAAAGACCAACUAUCCACACAGCAUACGCUCCCUUUUAUUUUAAAUACUUCUCGUUCCUGAUCUACUUAAUUCCAUCCAUUCUUGUCUUUCGUUUGAAAACUAUAGAGAUUCUACAAAAGCUUUCGUUUCAUAUCCUACUCAACCCAGACGGAUUGGUAAUCAAUCAGCUCACACAGCUUAGAUAUAUACACUGCACACCUGGCCGUUAUCCUUAUGAAGUAGCCAACACUUAAACACACAUCCUCAGGAACAACAAACGAUGCGUUCCGCUUCUCAACUAUUCUACUUGGCAGUCUUUACCUGGUUAAGCCCAGUUAGAGCGGACAGCCAUGCUUCUAAAGCAAGAGCUCACCCUCCUAGUGCUUGUGCGAUCGACCCAAAAGCAACCGUGACAGAUGCUUGCGCUUCCUUCGCCACCCUCGAUGCUGUCAACGACAAAAUCGCCCCGCUCGUCCAAUCCAUCACUCACGAUACAGACUUUUUCUCUUAUUACCGUCUGAACCUGUUUAACAAACAAUGCCCAUUCUGGUCUGACGAUGUGGGAAUGUGCGGGAAUAUUGCUUGCGCCGUUAACAUUUUGGAUUCAGAAGAUGAUAUUCCUCCCAUCUGGCGUGCAGAGGAGCUGAGCAAGCUGGAAGGCCCCAAGGCGGGACAUCCGGGAAAAAAACUCCAGCAGGAACGGCCAAAGGAGAAACCACUCCAAGGUAUGCUAGGCGAGGACGUUGGGGAGUCCUGUGUUGUCGAGUAUGAUGACGAGUGCGAUCAACGCGACUACUGUGUUCCAGAGGACGAGGGCGCGACGGCGAAAGGAGAUUACGUUAGUUUACUGGAUAAUCCUGAGAGAUUUACGGGUUACGGGGGUGAAGGGGCAAGGCAUGUCUGGGAUGCGAUAUAUAGGGAGAAUUGCUUCUUGAAGCCACUCCCCAAGUCACAACCUCAAUCGUCCCGUAAUUCCCCGCUUAGUAAUCUCCAGGCGGCGAAGGAUUUCAAGAGUGUCCUAGACAAGCAUGGACGAUACCAAGUUGUCACCGCUGCGUCGCGGAAUGAGCCCUAUCCUCUAGACGAUGAGUGCAUAGAGAAGCGGGUCUUCCACAGAAUAAUCAGCGGCAUGCAUGCAUCCAUCUCGACACAUUUGUGCUGGGACUACUUCAAUCAAAAAACCGGACAGUGGCUUCCCAAUGUCCAAUGCUACAGGGAACGUCUCCACGACCACCCGGAGCGUAUCUCGAACCUUUACUUCAACUUCGCGGUCCUUGUUCGCGCCGUGUCCAAGAUCCAAAAGCUUCUACAAGCAUACUCUUUCUGUAACAGUGAUCCGCCACAGGAUUUCGAUACGAGGGUGAAGGUCCUCUCACUUGCCGACACUGUUUCAUCCCAGCCAAAGAUCUUCGACGAGACCACCAUGUUCCGCGAUGAGGCUGCCAAUGGCCUCAAGGAGGAUUUCCGCAACCGCUUCCGCAAUGUCAGUCGGCUCAUGGACUGCAUUGGCUGUGACAAGUGUCGACUAUGGGGUAAGUUGCAGACCGCUGGGUACGGCGCGGCGCUGAAGAUCUUGUUCGAAUUUGACGAGACGAAGAACGGCGAAAACCCGCCUCUGCGGCGAACAGAGUUGGUGGCUCUUAUCAAUACGCUUGGGCGGGUAUCGCAUAGUAUCACUGCUGUGCAGAACUUUGAGCAAGCGAUAGUAUCUGGCACAGAGGGUAACCUGCCUGUUCAUACGACCCUCCCGAAGGCCUCUCCACUCUCGCCUGCUGGGCCUAAAUCUGACAAAGGUGAUGGCCAGGGCGAGGAGAAGGUUAAUCCAUCGCGCAAAGAUCAGAAGCAAGAUCACAAGCGACUCUCGGUAGAGGAUCUAGAGGACGAUGAUGACGAGUGGGCGCAGAGGACAACUUCUAAUCCCGGCUAUACAAAGGAAAAGCAAGAAGAUAGUAUCAUGGAUGUUUUCCGAGAGGAAUUCGAAGUGGUGUGGCGGACGUAUUUAUAUGUGCUUAAUGGUUGGAUUAAGUUUCCUGGUAUAGCAUGGAAAAUCCUCAUCAUGGAGCUCAGCCGGUUGUGGAAUUUCUGGCUUGGAGUCCCCGUCCCUCCCCGUUCGUGGGAAUUCCGUUUCCCCCGUCGCGAUGAACUCUAGAAGUGCACUGGACGAGCUCAUAUACAAAUAUGUAUGGAGUAAAUGUCCAUUGUUGCAGUCUGAAAUGGAACAUUGUGCUAUCAUUAUCACAUACCCCGUCAGUCAUUUUUCUUCCAAGUUCCCUUCCAUAGGGGCAAUAUAGCGGCGAGAAGCCAAAAUUAGACACAUGUGUCUUGUUACUUUUGUUGUCUCUGUUGUUGAUGCAUAUAUACGUACUACCGACAACUUUCCACAACACGUAUAGCUGUACGAGUACAUGGAGUAUGUAGCACCAGGCGUUGGAGCAUUAUAUUGGACAGUUCUUAUAUUUUAUAUAUGUAUAUAUAUAUAUUCUAUUUUUUGAUUCCUUAUAAAAUUCUUCACCACCCGGGUUUCUCCAUCCACAAUUAAUUGUUCGCAACAUUUUCC
Messenger RNA from Blastomyces dermatitidis ER-3, 2713 nucleotides. Its product is annotated as oxidoreductin. Bases 437 to 2305 code for a protein of 622 amino acids. The record is from RefSeq and is a predicted model, not a curated record. The transcript is spliced from 3 exons. Gene Ontology annotation, molecular function: FAD binding; thiol oxidase activity; protein-disulfide reductase activity. Lineage: Eukaryota; Fungi; Ascomycota; Eurotiomycetes; Onygenales; Ajellomycetaceae. Gene Ontology annotation, cellular component: endoplasmic reticulum; endoplasmic reticulum membrane. Gene Ontology annotation, biological process: protein folding in endoplasmic reticulum.